Plenodomus lingam JN3 is the source of this 2361-nucleotide messenger RNA. The record is from RefSeq and is a predicted model, not a curated record. NCBI's taxonomy places the organism in Eukaryota, Fungi, Ascomycota, Dothideomycetes, Pleosporales, Leptosphaeriaceae.
AUGGUCUGGAAUCCCAUUUGCCCACAUGCAACCAGCAAUCAACCCGGAGUUUGGGCGCCCGUUUGGCCGACGCUAGCAUUUGCAGCUUGCUCAGGUUGCAUGGGCCCCAAGUACUCCUACCCUUACCUCAACUUUGGCAGCUGUAACUCACACGCCGAAGCCAAGCCAAGCUCCGAGCAAUUCGCCUUGCGUGCCUGUGGUGUUGCGACGCCCUAUCCAGCAUUCAUUGCGCGUCCUGAGACAGAACGUGGACCUGCCACGCCAAUUCACCUCUUCGAGACCGUAAACAAUACCACCGCCAUCAUGAACUUCAGUUUCGGCGCCAACAGCAAUAGCAACAACAACAACAACAACAACAACAGUAGCAGUACCCCAAACAAGCCGUUGUUUGGCGCUGCGACCGGCUCAUCAGGCUCAGCAACCCCAAGCCUGUUUGGUACUGCAAAUACAGCCGCCAGCUCUUCGAGUGUCUUUGGAGGAGGCGCAUCAAGCACCCCCGCAAGCAAGCCAGCCGGUGGUCUCUUCGGUGGUGGGGCUAUAUCGGGCGCGUCUACGACUCCCAGCUUUGCUGGAUUUGGGAGCCUGGGAAAGCCCAGCGAGGACGCGUCAAAGCCUGCUGGAGGUCUGUUUGGAGGCACAUCAUCCGCUACGAGCGGUGCAGCCACCUCCUCGGCGCCCUCUUUCAGCUUUGGAGCAACUUCUGCAACACCUGCGCCAAACAAGACUUCGUUCCUUCCCUCAACCACUCCAGCUGGACCCCCUCCUGGCCCAAGUCUUUUCGGGGGUAACAACAAUCAGGCGGGCGGAGCUGCUCAAUCUGGUUCGUCUUUGUUUGGUCAACAGAACAACCAAUCGGGAAGCACACAAUCAGGUGCAUUAUUCGGACAGGCUCAGAAACCAGCGACCACAUCCUCAUCAGCUGCACCUAGCUUGUUCGGUAGCUCGGCCGCGAAACCUGCAGGAGCCUCUACUCCCGGAUCUGGACUCUUCGGCAACACAGGCGCCUCCUCCGAUGCGAAUAAGCCUGCGACACCCACGUCUUCGGCGCCAUCAAGUGGUCUCUUCGGCGGAGGUGCUCAGAAUGCGACUGCGGGUACACAGGAAGGGCAAGCCGCUCCCAAGUCUGGUCUCUUUGGUAAUCUGGGAAGCACAACGCCCUCGGCGACACCAGCCAAGCCCCUUGGGUUCAAUCUUGGCUCGACACCUGCCUCGACAGGCUCUACGCCAUCAUUAGGUGGAAACACGACAGCUCCAGCAUCAUCCGCGCCCGCUAGCGGUGGUCUUUUCGCGGGUGCUGGCUCCAACACGCCGGCGUCAGCGGGAGGAAGCAGCAACUUCAAUUGGGGUAAGCCCCCUGCGUCUACGGCUGCCGAUACAACGGCGACCAGCAGCGCGACUACUACUGCUACCAGCGGGCCUACGACCACAACAGCUGGCUCUACAGCUUUUCCGGGUCUGGGCGGCGGAAGCUCUGCACCCCCAGCGUCUAGCUCAGGCGCAACCUCAGGCGCAACCCCAAGUCUUUUCGGCGCCAAACCAGCAACAACCGGAACGCAGCCUGCAAAUUCCACAUCAACCUCUCAACCUGCAUCUGGCCUUGGAGCCACCACAGCAACAUCAGGGGCGAAUGCGGCCAACAUGGCUAGCUCGACCGCCGGUCCAGCACCAUCUGCUCAGUCACGGCUGAAGAACAAGUCCAUGGACGAGAUCAUUACACGAUGGGCAGCUGAUCUUUCCAAGUACCAAAAGGAGUUUCAGCAACAGGCCGAGACAGUCGCAUCUUGGGAUCGCGCUCUGGUCGAGAACUCCGACAAAGUUCGCCAGCUGUAUUCCAAGACUUUCCAGGCUGAACGCGACGCUGCAGAAGUGGAAAGGCAACUGACGAUGAUGGAGGAAAACCAGCAAGAAUUGGACUCUUAUCUUGACCGAUAUGAGAAGGAGAUUGACAAUCUGAUGAAGAUGCACGGAGUCAGCGGGAAGAACGAGGGUCUACGUGGUCCUGAUCAAGAGCGUGAACGAACCUACAAACUCGCCGAGAAACUCCAAGACAGGCUCAACGAGCUGAACAAGGAUCUCACCGAGAUGAUUGAGGAAAUCAACACUACAUCCCAGACACUAAGCAAGACUGGCAAGCCCGAUGAUCCGUUGACAAAAGUCGUCCGCGUCCUCAACACCCAGCUCGCACAGCUCCAACUCAUCGACUCGGGCGCCUCGCAGCUCCAAGAUAAGAUCAACAAGGCGCAAAAGGAGUCGCAGCGUGUGGGCGCAAACGGCUGGAAUGGACUGGGCUCGGAUCCUACAGAAGACUUUUAUAGGAGCUUCAGGGGUGGUAGGACGGAGAGGUUUGGUGGCGUUUCGUAG